Molecule: messenger RNA, 4967 nt
Organism: Notothenia coriiceps (black rockcod)
Lineage: Eukaryota; Metazoa; Chordata; Actinopteri; Perciformes; Nototheniidae
Gene: slc45a4b
Product: solute carrier family 45 member 4b
Exons: 13
Coding region: 931-3381 (816 amino acids)
Cellular component (GO): membrane
Molecular function (GO): sucrose:proton symporter activity
Source: RefSeq, a predicted model, not a curated record
UUGAUGAGUGUAGUGAAGCAGAUGGUCACUAAAGUUAGCUGAAAAAGGUUAGCCAGAUUGCUAACCUAAAACAACUUUUACUGUCACGUUAUAAAAACAUGACAGACGCGGAACUACUUUGACUUCACCUUGGCGGAGUAUAAUCUAUGGUUGCUGUGUCACUUAGUAGGUCUUUGCCAAGAAGUUUCCACAUGCUUUGACCCGACCUGCCAGGAAGUGCUUUCACUUUCACACACAGACAGACUUCUGCUGAGCCCCUCUCUCUCAGUCCAAGUACUGCAUGCACACAAUCUCCAACACUCACUGACCAGCUACAGCAAACAUACACAAACCUAAGCUAACCCUUCUAAGCUAGGGAUACCAACACAGCUACUGGAACAAACAACACACAUAUCGCCACCCCCCCUUCUGCUACCUCUUCUGCUUUUCCGUGCUCCUCCCCUCUACAUAACUCUGGAGCAAUGCAAGCGUCUCUGCUCUUGCUGAAUUAUGAAUCAUGCAAACCACACUGAGGACCUCCAUCGCUCUCCCACUGAGCUCCUGAACCGUGCAACUGGUCACAUCUCAGCUUGAUGGCCAUAGGAUAACAUGUAUGGCCAUUUGUUUUUUUCAUCACAUAUAUCUUUUUGACCCAUUCUGAUUUUACUGAUGACUCCUGCCUACUCUUCAAUUAUUUGCAAUUCAUUGGCUUUCAACCCAGAAGGUGCUGACCCCCAGACAUGCUAUUUAAUAUGAAUAAUAUGUCUGGAUAUCUUAGCAGACACUGUGAAUGAUCAAGAUGAAACGGAUGGACAAUUGUCAACUUUCAACUUGUUGUAUUUAUAUUUAAUAACAUUGAACAGUUCUGCUCCAAGUAUUGAAAAUAGUAGAAAUACAUAUUUGUACACUAAUAUAAGCCAUUCAACAAAGUAAACCCAUUACCAGACUGUAAUGGGAGGAAAAGCAGAGGAGAGGGGGGCAUAUGGCCUUCCAGAGUGGAGGAAACCCAGGGAAGAAGCAGAAGAGAGUGACAGCGAGAAGGAUGUGGGCAGAGUUAUGCGCAUCCCUCUGCAUCGCUGGGUGAUGCACGGAGCAGUGAUGUUCGGACGGGAAUUCUGCUACGCCAUGGAAACCGCCCUGGUUACGCCAGUGCUGCUGCAGAUAGGUCUCCCCGAGCAAUAUUACAGCUUAACCUGGUUCCUCAGUCCUAUCCUGGGUCUCCUCCUCACGCCUGUGAUUGGCUCAGCCAGUGACCGGUGUACUCUGCGAAUCGGCCGGAGAAGACCAUUCAUUCUGGCCCUGUGUGUAGGCGUGCUGCUGGGAGUGGCACUCUUCUUAAAUGGAUCAGUAAUAGGCCUUUCCCUUGGUGAUACUCCCGGCAGCCAGCCAAUCGGCAUCGUCCUCACUGUGUUAGGUGUGGUGGUGCUGGACUUCAGUGCGGAUGCUUCCGAGGGACCAAUCAGAGCGUACCUCCUGGAUGUUGCUGAUACUGACGAGCAAGAUAUGGCUCUGAAUAUUCAUGCCUUCUCUGCUGGACUGGGCGGGGCAGUGGGCUACAUGCUGGGAGGUCUAGACUGGACUGGCACAGCUCUGGGCCAAGCAUUUAAAGAACAGGAACAGGUGCUCUUCCUGUUCGCAGGCAUCAUCUUUAUUAUCUCUGUCACUCUGCACAUGUUCAGUAUCCCCGAGCAAUCUUUCGCUCCGUCCGACCGGCUUAAAGUCACAGGAAGGGCGGUGUCCACCAGUCAGUUGUCUUUGAGGCCUGUUGGUCACUCGGCACCUUUCCUUGAUGUGAUAGCGGAGGAGGAUGCUUCUGCUCGAGCGUCUUCCCGGCAGGACAACGAAUCAGAUUCCGAGGAAGAUGACAUGGACUUCCUGACUGUGGAAAGAGUGCGGAGUAAAAGCGACUCAGUCUUAGCCAUGCCAGACGCUACAAUCGAGAUGGAUUCUGAUCUCGAUCCAGACUCACAACAUUUCCUGACAGAGGUGCAUCGCUUUCUACCAGAGACGCAGGCAGAGCUACAAGAUACUUUUCAGCCAUCAGAUCACAUUAUUGGGACCCUUUCUCCUUCUGGUGGACCCCCUGACCUUACUGAUGGGAUGGUAGCCUCUAAAAAUCCAGCUCGUACUGAGUCGAAGGGUUCAACAAACAGCCCUCCUCCUCACCUUCAGAUACAUUCUGGGUCAGAGAACUCAAACCUAAAAAAACAGCAGGUCAAGGCUGUCAACGGUGCCAAUGCGAGCUUGUCCUCUUCUGACCAUUUCAGUGAAAUGAAAGACAACGCCCCCACUAAGCUGCUGACCAAGACCUCAGUUUCUUCACGCCCACACCCACACACCUUCUACAGACAGCCCUCCUUCACUUUUUCCUACUAUGGACGAGUGGGAUCACAGCGAUAUCGACUGCGAAAGGCAGUGCCCUUGAGCCCUCGGCCAAUCACCACCUCCCAGAGUCUGAAUGACCUGAGCGAGCUCCAUCGGCGUGCCGACCGGCGGGAGCUGUUGCUGUCAGCGAGCAGCCUCUCAUCGGAGGGCUCCAGCUCUGAGGGAGGACCAGACAAGGGCACGACUGUUCGGCUGCUCUGGUUAUCCAUGUUCAAGAUGCCGAGGCAGCUGUGGACAUUGUGUGUGUGUCACCUCCUCACAUGGUUCUCCAUUAUCGCUGAAGCUGUGUUUUACACUGAUUUCAUGGGGCAAGUCAUCUACCAUGGAGACCCAACGGCACCAUCCAAUUCCACAGAGCUACUCAACUAUCACAGAGGAGUGCAGAUGGGCUGCUGGGGGCUGGUGGUCUACGCUGCUACUGCUGCUGUCUGCUCUGCAAUCCUUCAGAAGUACCUGGAUAACUUUGAUCUGAGCAUUAAGAUUAUCUACAUUGUUGGAACUCUUGGAUUCUCAAUAGGAACGGCUUUCAUGGCGAUCUUCCCUAAUGUUUAUGUUGCCAUGGUGAUGAUCAGUAGCAUGGGCAUCAUCUCCAUGAGUAUCUCCUACUGUCCCUACGCAUUACUCGGGCAGUACCAUGAGAUCAAAGAGUACAUUCACCACAGCCCAGCAAACACAAGAAGAGGUUUUGGGAUUGACUGCGCUAUCUUGUCCUGCCAGGUCUAUGUCAGCCAGAUCUUGGUUGCAUCGGCCCUCGGCGCUGUGGUAGAUGCAGUUGGGAGUGUGCGUGUCAUUCCUGCAGUUGCCUCCGGGGGCGCCUUCCUCGGCUUCCUCACUGCCUGUUUCCUGGUCAUUUAUCCUGAUUUAGAGCCGAGCAGCUCAGAGACCAACCAGGCCUUGGUGGGUUUACCUGGAGAGCCAGAAGAAAAUGGAAAAAGGAACAGUGACCAGAGGUUGGCUCUGCUGAGCCUCACAGAUGGGGAAAGUUUGAAAAACACUGAGAAGGACACAGUUGCCUGAGCAUUAACAUGUCAAGCUCCACUAUGUGAGGAUUAUACCAAAUGUCUGUGCCUUUCUGAUGGAGGGAGUAUAUUGAAAAGAGAGAAAACAUGGCAGACCGUGUAUUCCCAUCUACAGAAAUGUAGGCUGGGUGGAUUUGAAUGGAGAAUCUUUUUUUGAGUAGAGGACUGACCAAAAGAAACAAUCUCAGUGUUGGGCUGCUAUGCCUGUCUUAUUGCUACCUCCUCCUUAAAACAAAUACAAGUUUGGAUGGCUAGAAGGAUAGAAGUGAGCCAUUAGUGAAUUGGUGAGACUGUUCAAACUAACUUAGCUCAGACUACUGAAACAAAUGUAAGCCUUCAUUGCGAAAACACAAAUGGGAAGCACGCAAAGCACUUUCUAUCUCACUUCAGAACACUAUUGUUAAACUGAUGCUGCAGAAUGACGGGAUUUGUGAUAUUUUAUUUCACAGAGGCUCCUCCAUUAGUGCUUAAUGGACAAUCAUAGUGCUGUGCAAGUGCGUGUGCAUUACAUGUAGACUGAAUACAGAUGUUCAUAUAUGUUUCAGUCUGUUAAGGGAAUACCUUUGAUGGAAGAUAGGUUUAUUAUUUUGUUAUUUAGGAAAUUGCCAGAAAGUUUCAAAACAACAUUCAAAGCCUUUUACAUUUGUUCAAGACCCAAAACCCUUUUUUCUAUUCACUUUUUGUAUUCAUUUUAUUAAUGCAUAGAAUGGUAGUGUGCAGUAUGAAGUGACCUUUUAUGACGUUUCUUUCUUAAUGCGAUACGACUAUGCCAUGAAACACAACACUUUGUUUUUUCAUAUUGUAGUAAGAAUUAAGCCAGCAGCUGUCAAUGUAUGUUUUGCUCUACUGUUGAGUGCAAUGAACAACAAAAGCAAUGCAAAGUCUAUCACAAUACAUUUUGCAUUGCAUUUUUGACCAAUAGUGUAACAUGGAUUCUAACUUUCUUUUGGGUUUCACUGGGAUUUGUUUUAGAGAUGGCAUUUGUUUAGCUUUUUCUUGAAUUAUAUCAAAACAUUUUUUUGUAAUAUACAUUCCAAAUACAGUUGAAAGGAGAAACACCAUCAUCAGGGUACAUACAGUAUAUAACAUCCAUUAGUUAGAGUGCCAAACCUAUCAUUUGACCUGACCUGAUGUACGCAGUGGUCAAAUAUCAAGAGGAAUAGCUGCCAUACUGCCAGGAUUCAGCUUCCUUUAGAAAAACUAACAUGUUUAGAAAUGGAGAAGGUCUGUAAAGGAUUAUUGUUAACAUUUAGCAGAAUGCAAGAUAAUGGUUAGCAUAGUCCCCAUUCUCAGUGUCACAAACAGUGCAGUGUGCAUAGUGUCAUCAUCUACAGAUGUUCAACCUUAAUUCAACAGUUUUUUGUAGCAUCUUCAGUAAACUUUGCCAGUUAGUAUACAUGUCCUGCUCAGCCUUAAGUCUACUUAUAAGAACAAUAUUUAUUUAUUUAGGAAGGUUUUAAGCUAUAUCGUCUACUCUAAAACAUGCGCUGCAUAUUGACGACUUAUAUGCAAGGCCACCGACUGAUCUAUGCAAACUUGACAUUUCCCUGACUGGGAUGUGGUGACCAAAUGAAACGUUUUAGA